GGCGGAGGCGUCUCGUGGCUUGCUCCGGGAAAGGCCGCUGGGGAGGUGCGCCCUGGUGCUCCAGCAGCCCCGGGGCCCGGGGAGAAGCGCUGCCCAGGGCUGUGUCUGCAGGAUCUCACGGAGGCAGGACGGCUAAAUGCAGCUUACUCUGACUCACUCCAGUGUCAUCUUACAUUUUUCCAUCCUCUAAAGAUAGCCCUUGUGGGAGGAAUUGCUUCGGGACUCGGCAGCCUGGCCAUUGCCACUGUCCCCACUGCCAGCAGCUGCAUCCUGGUUCCUGUAAACAGUCACUUGCUUGGUUUUGCUCUUGGCAAUGUCGUUGGGAUGUAUCUGGCUCAGAACUAUGAUAUCCCUGACCUUGCAAAGAAACUUGAAGAUAUUAAAAGAGAUGUGGAAGCUAAGAAGAAACCACCCAGUGACAAAUCCUAAGCCAACAGUGUUGCCCGGAUCUUCUUCAUACGGUCUUUAUGGACAUUAUUUCCCCUUCAGAUGACAAAUACUAGUUGGAAACAUAGCUUUUGGGGGAUUUCCUCCACUUCUGCUUUCUCAGAAGCUGGAUAUCCUGGAUCUGUAUGUGCAGAAAAUUUGCUCUGGGACCUACCAUCAUGUGUUUCAGGAAUUUUGAUUCUCAGCUGAUGAGUGACUGGAAAACACAGUUUGUAUUUUUUUUUUUUCUGUUGUAGUUUCCUAAUAUUUUAUAUUCAGUUUUUUAAUCUGUUAAACUGGAGAUCAGUAAAAAUUCUACAACUACCCCUA
Molecule: messenger RNA, 756 nt
Organism: Alligator sinensis (Chinese alligator)
Lineage: Eukaryota; Metazoa; Chordata; Crocodylia; Alligatoridae
Gene: STMP1
Product: short transmembrane mitochondrial protein 1
Exons: 3
Source: RefSeq, a predicted model, not a curated record